ACGAACGGAUGCAAGAAAAAGAUCAUCCACAUCCACGCUCGGAAUUUCCUUUCUCUUUCUCCUCCUCCCCGAUCGUGUCCCGUUCCGGAGUUUCUCCGGUUAAUCCAGCUCGGCCCCGCCGGCCGGCCGCAGCCAAUGGACGCCGCCGUUGAGCUGGGGUUGGGAUUAGCAGAAGGGCGAAUGACUUUCAAUUUUACUGGAUUACAGAACAAAGAAGGAGAAGAGGGCUGCGAAAAGGACACUAGUACUCUUACUAGUGCUCCGGAGGGGAGAAAACAAGAGCAAGAGAAGAGAUACAAAUAUUCAGGUUGGGAUUACGUCUGCCCCCCCCAGACAAAAAGUGCGUUGAGCGACAUUUGUGCGUUUUUAACGAUGGAUUAAAAAAAAAAACGAUUCUGGGAUUGACAGCAAACGACCAGGCGGAUUUAAUCGCGAAUUAAGCGGCCAUGUCUCAAAUGAGGAAGCUGGCAUGUGAUGGCGUGCGGCCCACCUCCCGCUGCGAUCCGUCUGCCAGGCAGGAGAUCCUCACCAGCUUGGUGUCGGCCCUGGAUUCGGUGUGCAUGGCCAUGUCCAAGUUGAACGCCGAGGUGGCCUGUGUCACCGUCCACGAGGACAGCGUUAUCGCAGUUGGUACAGAAAAGGGCCGCAUUUUCCUCAACUCCAGGAGAGAAAUCCAGACUGAAUUCUACAAGUUUUGCCGGGCGCCCUCGUACCUGCCCGACGUGACCUCUGGCAAAGACCAGGAUGUGGAUCUGGGCAAGGCGGGAAAGGAAGGCGAGCGUGCGAAAACGGGCAGAGCGCCGCCGCCGCCGCCGCUGCCACCGCCGCAAACGGACGCGCAGUCCAACAUUUUUGUCCUGCGGAAAAUGGUGGACGAGGUCUUUAGCGUUCUCUACAGUGAAGCGGCUGGAAAGAGCACCCUAGUCCCCGUGCCUUAUGAGCGGCUCCAGAAGGAGCCAGCCGCUUGCCUUGCGGCCCACGGUCUCCCAGAGGGCGUCUCCUUGAGAAAGCCGUCAGAGUACGACUCCAAGACGCUCGUAAAAAUUCUCGAGCAAAGCCACAGGAUACGGUUCACCGUCACAAGGCCGGCGGAAGACUUGUCCAAGUCGGCGAGCGCAGAGCUGGGCCAUCAAAGCUCUUCCGGCAGCCCCGCGGCUCAGAGCGGCGCUGGCCCAGUCAAGACUACUGCCCAGGUAGUCACACCGCCAAGUCCCGCCACUUCCGCCAACUCUGUUCUCUCAAACGUCCUGUACGGCAUGCCCAUCUCCUCCAAACCCCACCCAGAUGGCACGGCGGACUUCAAAGCCACGUCGCUCCUCAGCCUGGCCAAGGACCGACUGGCCGACUGGACGGACAAGGGCACGUGUGGGAAGGCUGCCGCUAGCAACGAUGAAACGACAAAACUAGCCGGUGAGCAGGGUCAGACACCUGCGAGUGUCCACAUUUCCAAGAGGCUACUCUUCUCCAUCGUACACGAGAAAUCGGAAAAAUGGGACUCCUUCAUUCGGGAGACGGAGGAUAUUAACACGUUGAGGGAAUGUGUCCAGAUUCUGUUCAACAGCAGAUACGCCGAGGCCCUGGGUCUGGACCACAUGGUGCCGGUUCCGUACCGCAAGAUAGCGUGCGACCCGGGCGCGGUGGAGAUCCUGGGCAUCCCGGACCAGAUCCCCUUCAAGCGCCCGUGCACCUACGGGGUCCCCAAACUCAAACGCAUCCUGGACCAGCGCCACGCCAUCCGAUUUGCGGUCAGGCGGAUGUUUGAUGAAAAGAUUUUCACAGCCGCCGCCGCCGGCAAGAUGUCGAAGGAAGAAAGCAAGCAGGACGCGGGGUCCUCCGCCCCAGAAGACGAGAACCUGAGUCUCACGCCCGGCGCCGCAGAGCUGCCAGUCAAUCCUCACAGCGACUGGUCAGAGCGCGUUGCAUUGUUUUGGCAGGCAGGCAGGCAGGCAGCCAGGGCCAACAAACGACCCCUACCUAAUGAGCUGUCCCGUCCCGUCCCGUGUGUUGAAUUGCACAGGUCCACCAGCGUGUGCGCCAGUCCCCUGGCUGAGUGCGCAGCAGGUCCUUCGGUAGAUUGCCUCCCCAUUAAGAGGAUUAAAACGGAGCCUCCGGACGGGGACAUCAUUCAAGUUACGGUGCCGGCCGGCUCCAACGCCGAGGAGGCCGGCGAGCCCGAGCCCGCCUCCGCCCCCUCGUGUCGGGCCGCGUCUGAGCCCGGCCCCUGGUGUCGGGCCGCGUCCUCUCCCUCGGGCCCCCUCGCAGCCGCCCAAGUGUUGUCGCCCAACACGGCAGCGCUCAACCUCCGAAGACCCUCUGAAGCAGGCAGCCUGGUGGAGGACAUUGGUGAAAUGAUUCUUCAGCUGCGCAGACAGGUGGAGAACUUAUUCAGCAUCAAGUAUGCUGAAGCUUUGGGCCUCCCCGAGCCAGCCAAGGUGCCCUACUCCAAGUUCCAAACGUACCCCGAGGACCUGUUUGUGAGCGGGCUGCCCGAGGGCAUCGCCCUGCGGCGGCCCAACUGCUUCGGGGCGGCCAAGUUGCGCAAGAUCCUGGCCGCCGCCAACCGCAUCAAGUUUGUCAUCAAAACGCCCGAGCUGCUGAGCGAGCAAGUCAAGCAAGAGAUGCCUUCCGUCUGCGACUCGGAGCUGGAUGCGAAGGAAGUGACAGCGCAAACAGAGGACGCUACUGCGUUGUCCAAAAGACCCGCUUUCUCAGAGUGCCUGGAGUCCAAGCUGUCCAGGAUCGACCUGGCCAACACGCUGCGGGAGCAGGUCCAGGACCUGUUCAACAGAAAGUACGGCGAGGCGCUGGGCAUCAAGUACCCGGUGCAAGUGCCUUACAAGCGCAUCAAGAACAACCCGGACUCGGUCAUCAUCGAGGGACUCCCGCCCGGGAUCCCCUUCCGCAAGCCUUGCACCUUCGGCUCGCAGAACCUGGAGCGCAUCCUGGCUGUCGCUGACCAAAUUAACUUCACCAUCACCAGACCUUUCCAAGGACUCAUUCCAAAACCUGCACCUCGCCGGGUCACGUUACUCAAGAAGGCCUACGCUAGCAUAAAUGAUGACGACGAUGUCAACCGAGUUGGGGAGAAGGUGGUCCUCCGCGAGCAGGUCAAGGAGCUGUUUAACAAGAAAUACGGCGAGGCUCUGGGGCUUGACCGCGCCGUGGCCGUGCCGUACAAGCUGAUCCGCGGCAGCCCCGAGAGCGUGGAGGUGGAAGGCCUCCCCGAAGACGUGCCCUUCCGGAACCCGGGUACCUACGACGCCGCCUGCCUGGAGAGGAUCCUCCAUGCCAAAGACAAAAUCAGCUUCAGCGUCAAGAGCCAGCUACAGCCUUUCUCUGAACUGUGCAGUCAGCCUUGCAACACAGCAUUAGCGCCCCAAGCCUCGACCAGUCGGCGGAAGCGCAAGCGCGUCCAGGAGAGCCAGCGAGGCCCCGCCCCCUCCUCCGCAGAGCUUGCCCCAUCAGCCAAUCAGAUUCCAGUCAUGCAGUGGCCAAUGUACAUGGUGGACUACAGCGGAGUCAACAUGCAAGUACCAGGAAAAGUGAACUACUGAGGCCAGUCAAAGCCCACAAAUGGCGCGGUCAACAAUCUGCCAGCAUUGCUGUUGUUUGCUUUGCUAACUUGGCACUAAAAAGAAGUCACAUUAGCAUCCACGGCAUCAUUACUGACACUAUUAAGUCAUAUCGUAUACUAAUGUUUGUACCUUCUUUUUUUAUUUAUUCUAUUUAUUAAAGUGUAACACCGCCGCGUGCAGGGAUGCUAACUAAAACACUAACGCUUGGGGGCCUGUCUCAUACUCUGAGUUGAUACUUUGGAAUUAAAAAGCCGAAGGAGCAGUCUAACGGCUGGCACGCACGAGAAGCUUAAGUUAAGAUAGCCGUCCGUCUACAGCUUGACUCAAGGUGGCCACUUGCUGAUGAGCUGACCUAGCUAGCUACAUCUUCAUCCUGACUAACUAGCGCAACGCUAAUGCGGCCGUUUACAUCUUCUGGUCGUCAGCUAACGCUAUUACCGUCACUGUGACCGGCUGAUUAGAACGCAAAGCCAGCGCGGCAGUUGAUAGCUUCAACCUAGUUAAGGACCGUGUGACCCUUACCCAGCUAAGAUGCUGGUGGCUACUGAGCAAAAGAGACUAACUAGUUGUCCUUUGUUUUUCUUUCCAUUCUAUCCAGCGUAUGGACGCCCUGCCCUCUCAAGGGCUUUGAGAUGAACACAGCCUUUUGUACGUUAGCACGUUUAUGACAAGCCGUUUGAGCAUUUAUUCAAUAUCAAGUUUCAGGAUUUUUGUUUUAUUUUUUAUCCGCUACCUACCGUAUGACAUUUCUGCGCAUUAGGACAACUUUGACAUGAUACAAUUUGACGAGUUAACAUUAAGCUCUGUAUUAAGUAGCAUACAGACAUACUCGUGGUAAAGUCCAUGGACCUUCUGCUAGAUAUCAAGGAUAUGGAAUAAAUGCUCCGAGGGGCUUUUGCCUAUAUGUACCAUUAUUAUAUUAUGUGGUUAAAGCAAAGAGGUCAGUCUGAAUGUAUCAAGCAGGCAGGGAGGGGCCUACUGUCCCUGACCUAACAGUAAAGAAUGCUAUGACUAAUCCCCAUGUGAACCAACAUGCUGUACCUUAACGCCAAUUAGGCCUUUCCAAAUAAAUUGUGUUGCCUUGCA
Molecule: messenger RNA, 4661 nt
Organism: Syngnathus typhle (broad-nosed pipefish)
Lineage: Eukaryota; Metazoa; Chordata; Actinopteri; Syngnathiformes; Syngnathidae
Gene: gtf2ird1
Product: GTF2I repeat domain containing 1
Exons: 26
Coding region: 447-3554 (1035 amino acids)
Cellular component (GO): nucleus
Molecular function (GO): DNA-binding transcription factor activity
Source: RefSeq, a predicted model, not a curated record